ACAUCAGUUGUUUUGCUAAGUUUGUCUCAGUGUCUGUUAUAGGCAGGACUGCAUAUCCAUACAGACUUAUCUCAUUGAAACUCCUUGUUGGGACAUCUUGUCAAAUGGGGAAGUGAUUACCCUAUAGACUAUGACAACAGGAUAUGUGAAUGGAGGAAGUCUUGGAAAACACCGCUAUUCCAGAUGGAAUCGUGAGGACAGUGGAGAUGACGAUGGGCACCCAGAGUGCUAUGGAGGAGAUGAAGAAAGCAGGCAGCACAAGCUGAGCCCCUUCGAAAAAUUAAUGCAGGACAUGUCCCAGAACGAAAAAGUGGUGAGAGAAUUAACCCUUGGAAAGAGAAUUGGCUUCUAUCGAGUCAGAGGAGAAAUAGGAAGUGGGAACUUCUCGCAAGUGAAGCUUGGAAUUCAUGCCCUAACCAAAGAGAAAGUUGCGAUUAAGAUUCUGGAUAAGGCAAAGCUGGACCGGAAGACUCAGCGCUUGCUAUCGUGUGAGAUAUCCAGCAUGGAAAAGCUGCACCACCCAAAUAUCAUCAGGCUGUACGAAGUGAUGGAGACAUUCUCAAAGCUGUAUCUGGUGAUGGAGUACGCAGGCGGUGGGGAGCUCUUCACUAAAAUCAGUACAGAAGGGAAGAUGCUAGAAACAGAGUGCAAGAUAAUCUUCUCCCAGAUUGUGUCUGCUGUGAAACACAUGCAUGAGAAUAACAUAAUUCACCGGGACUUGAAAGCAGAAAAUGUCUUCUAUACCAGUAACACCUGUGUUAAGGUGGGAGACUUUGGAUUCAGCACAGUAAGUAGAAGAGAGGAAACUUUAAAUACUUUCUGUGGCUCUCCUCCGUAUGCUGCUCCUGAACUCUUCCGAGAUGAGAACUAUGUCGGCAUUUAUGUAGACAUCUGGGCACUGGGGAUCCUGCUAUACUUUAUGACAACAGGUAUCAUGCCCUUUCGGGCAGAUACAGUAGCCAAACUGAAAAAGUGCAUUCUUGAAGGAACAUACACUUUGCCUUCCUGCCUCUCAGAAACUUGCCAGAAACUGAUAAAAGGAGUCCUUCAGCCUGUACCAACUGAACGAUACUCCGUCAAACUUAUAAUGAACAGUGAGUGGAUGCAAGGAAUACAGUACCCCAGACCUUUACAGCCAUUUAAACUGGAUCCAAAGUAUUUAUCAGAGGUCAGUACACUCAAAGAAGAAGAAAUGGAAGUGAAAAACACUCUGGAAGAUCUGGGAAUCACAGAAGAGCACAUUCAAAAUAACCAGGGAAGAGACGCGCGCAGCUCAAUAACAGGCGUCUACAGAAUUGUUUUGCACAGAGUACAGAAGAGAAGGGCACUUGAAUGUGUUCCUAUCAUGUCCCACCCAGACCCCAAGGAACAAGAGCUGAGAACAAUCCAUUCAUACAGCAGGCUGAAGCACACAUCCAAGCUGUGUUCUGUUUUAUGAACUGCACUGCAGGCUUUAUACUCAGCACAUUUAGCAGAGUUUUAUUCACCUUUCCCAAGUUCUAGUGUCAAGUUUUGUAAUUUUUGAAUAAACCAAAAA
Messenger RNA from Pogoniulus pusillus (Red-fronted tinkerbird), 1537 nucleotides. RefSeq names its product NIM1 serine/threonine protein kinase (gene NIM1K). The transcript has 3 exons. Gene Ontology annotation, molecular function: ATP binding; tau-protein kinase activity; protein serine/threonine kinase activity. The record is from RefSeq and is a predicted model, not a curated record. Gene Ontology annotation, cellular component: cytoplasm. Lineage: Eukaryota; Metazoa; Chordata; Aves; Piciformes; Lybiidae. Gene Ontology annotation, biological process: microtubule cytoskeleton organization; protein phosphorylation; intracellular signal transduction. The coding region runs from base 131 to 1438 and encodes 435 amino acids.